UAGUUCAAGUUUUUAUUUAUUGACCCCUCUCUGACGUCAACAUGAAAAUAACGCCAUUUUUCUUCUUCUUCUUCUUCUUCUUCUUCUUCUUCUACCUCUUUUUUUCAUCAUCUAAAUCCCAGCGAGUCAACCAUUACGCUCGUCUUAUAAGCGACUCAAAAUUUCCUCUUUUCCUCCUCUUCCUCACGGUUUCAGCUUGCAAUGAAGAAUAAUUCCGCCGCCGACGGAGGACCCGCCGGCAACGGCAAGUUGUCGGCUCCCUCGGCGGUUCAUACGACGGCGGUUACGUGGAGGAUGGCGAGGACGUCCGUUGUGUUCGUUGGCGUUAUAUUGGGUCUCCUUGUUCUGUACAACUCAACCAUUAAUCCUUUCAAAUUUCUUCCUGUUUCCGACACCUACCGUGCUUUUCGAUUCUCUGCUCCUCACAAAGACCCUCUUUUGGAAAAAGUUCUGAAAGAAGCAGCAAUGGAAGAUGGAACAAUAAUCUUGACGACGUUGAAUGAUGCAUGGGCAGAGCCAGAUUCACUCCUCGAUCUGUUUCUUAAAAGCUUCCACAUCGGAAACGGAACCCAAAGAUUACUGAAGCAUUUAGUGAUAGUCACGUUGGAUGAAAAGGCGUAUUCUCGUUGCGUGGCGUUGCAUCCUCAUUGCUAUGAACUGAAUACUCAAGGGACCAACUUCUCCAGCGAAGCCUAUUUCAUGACCCCUGAUUACUUGAAAAUGAUGUGGCGAAGAAUUGAAUUUCUCACCUCUGUUCUCCAAAUGGGCUACAGCUUCGUCUUUACGGAUUCUGAUAUCAUGUGGCUGCAAGAUCCAUUCAAUCACUUCUACCCAGACGCAGAUUUUCAAAUUGCUUGCGAUUUUUUUAUGGGGAACUCGGAAGAUCUAAAUAACAAUCCCAAUGGAGGGUUUGUGUACGUGAAAGCGAAUCCAAAAACGGUGAAAUUCUAUAAGUUUUGGUACGAAUCGAGGACAAUAUAUCCAGGGAAGCACGACCAAGAUGUGCUGAACAAGAUCAAACACAGUCCAUUGAUCUCUAAAAUUGGGCUGAAAUUAAGGUUCUUAGACACUGCGAAUUUCGGGGGGUUCUGUCAGAUGGGGAGGGACAUGAACAAAAUGGCCACAGUGCAUGCCAAUUGCUGCGUUGGACUAGAGAACAAAGUGCACGAUCUAAGAAUUUUGCUACAAGAUUGGAGUAACUUUUUUAACCCAACAACUGCGGAUAACAAAUUAGCUUCAUCCACCCCUUCAUGGACUGUUCCUCAAGAUUGCAGAACUUCAUUUCAAAGAGGGAGGCAACGCAAGGACAAUAAGAACACUGGCGACAGAAGGUUAUUAUAGGAAUCCUAAAUUGGUAUGACGAUUUGAUUUGAAUAGAGGAAAAAAUUAAGAUAUUAGUUGCAAUCGUUCCUAUUUUCGAAGAAGUGGUGAAUAAUGUUAGCUUCGAAUGAAAUGGUUGUAUUCCCUAUCCGAUCUUUUAGUACACGAUUUUUCUGUACAUUGUUAAAAGGCCCCAAGAAAGAAAUGCUGUCUUUUCUUCUUUCCCUUUUAAUGUUUAACUCUUAGCAGCAAAUUAAUUACUUUUAGUUGGUUUCA
Molecule: messenger RNA, 1596 nt
Organism: Benincasa hispida (wax gourd)
Lineage: Eukaryota; Viridiplantae; Streptophyta; Magnoliopsida; Cucurbitales; Cucurbitaceae
Source: RefSeq, a predicted model, not a curated record